UCACUGAUAUUCAUGAGCUCAUGAAUAUUCAUGAGCUCAUGAAUAUUCAUGAGUUUGUUGAUGUUUAUGGUUUGUUUGAUAUGCGUGGCCUCAUUGAUGUUCAUGAGCUCGUCAAUAUUCUGUGACCGCCAAUGUGUGCGAUUCUGCUGGGGUGAUAACAUUGGCGAUGGUGAUGGUGGUGGUGAUGGUGAUGAUGGCGGUGGUGAUGAUGGUGAUGGUGGGGAUGGUGAUGGCGGUGAUGAAGAGGAGGAAAAGCCGAAGCAAAAGUUUGCUGUUCCUCAAAUCGCUGCUCCAAAAAUCCCGGAGGGAGAGAAAGUCGAUUUUGAUGACAUCCACCGCAAGCGUCUUGAGAAAGACUUCCUGGAGCUGCAGACGCUGAUCGAGGCGCACUUCGAGAAGCGCAAGAAGGAGGAGGAAGACCUCGUGGCGCUCAAGGGGCGAAUCGAGAAGCGCCGUGCAGAGCGCUCCGAGCAGCAGAGAAUCCGCGCCGAGGCAGAGAAGGAGCGGCAGACAAGGAUGGCGGAGGAGAGGCUGCGAAAGGAGGAGGAGAUGGCCAGGAAGCGCAUGGAGGACGACCUCCAGAAGAAGAAGGCUCUCUCGAACAUGUCCAUGCACUACGCCGGAUUCCUCUCCAAGGCACAGGGUGAGCGAGGUCGUGGUGGCAAGAAGCAGACUGAGAGGGAGAAAAAGAAAAAGAUUUUGUCGGAUCGCAAGAAGACGCUGAACAUAGAACACCUUGGUGAAGACAAACUCAGGGAGAAAGCGAAGGAGCUCUGGCAGUGGAUUUAUGAACUGGAGUCGGAAAAAUUUGAUCUCCUUGACAAGUUCAAGCGUCAAAAGUACGAUAUCAACGUGCUUCGUAAUCGGAUUGCUGAGCAUCAGAAAUACAGCGCCAAGGGCGCCCGUGGCGGCAACAAGGGCAAGGUCGGAGGGCGCUGGAAGUAGCGGUGACCUUUUGACCUCUACGCUUUGACCCCCCGCCCCCCCAACCAUUAUAAUUACCCAGAAUCCUCCACUGCGAACGGGUUCAAUCCGCUGCUGGAUGAAGGUCACACAGACAAAUGUCCCCGUGUAGCCUCGGAGCGCGCCAGGGGCAAGUGCUGCAAGUAGCGGCGCGCCCGGCCGCCUUUGUAUCCCCCUAGUGGCGA
Petromyzon marinus (sea lamprey) is the source of this 1148-nucleotide messenger RNA. Lineage: Eukaryota; Metazoa; Chordata; Hyperoartia; Petromyzontiformes; Petromyzontidae. The record is from RefSeq and is a predicted model, not a curated record.